This is a messenger RNA of Sardina pilchardus (European sardine), 2469 nucleotides long. Its product is annotated as chloride anion exchanger-like. The transcript is spliced from 20 exons. NCBI's taxonomy places the organism in Eukaryota, Metazoa, Chordata, Actinopteri, Clupeiformes, Clupeidae. Gene Ontology annotation, molecular function: bicarbonate transmembrane transporter activity; chloride transmembrane transporter activity; oxalate transmembrane transporter activity. The record is from RefSeq and is a predicted model, not a curated record. Bases 1 to 2277 code for a protein of 758 amino acids. Gene Ontology annotation, biological process: transmembrane transport. Gene Ontology annotation, cellular component: plasma membrane.
AUGCAGCCGACAGGUAAGCACUAUGUGGUCUCGAGACCGCUGUAUUCGGAGGAUGCUUUCGACCAGGAGCACAAGAAGACCACAAGGACGCGGAAGACCCUGCUGGACCACUUCAAACAGUACUUCACUUGUGACUCCAAACGUGCUAAGAAUGCAGCCCUGUCUCUGCUGCCCAUCAUUUCCUGGGUGAGAAUCUACCAGGUGAAGGAGUGGCUGCUGAAUGACAUCGUCUCCGGGGUCAGCACUGGACUAGUGGCGGUGCUCCAAGGUUUGGCAUACAGCCUGUUGGCCUCCAUCCCUGCCUGGUAUGGCCUGUUUGCAGCCUUCUUCCCUGUUGUCGUUUACUUCUUUCUGGGAACCUCCAGACACAUCUCUGUGGGUGCGUUCCCGGUGUUGAGUCUGAUGGUGGGAUCUGUGGUCACCAGGCUGGUGCCGAACAAUAACACCAACAUCACUGGCCUGGAGGGCCUGACCGUCGAGGAACAGAGGGCCAUGGUUUCUGCUUCUGUUACCUUCCUCAUGGGCAUAUUCCAGCUGGGCAUGGGAGUCUUUCAGGUGGGCUUCAUCGUCAUCUACCUGUCGGACACCCUGGUGUCCGGCUUCACCACGGCCGCUGCCGUCCACAUCCUGGUGUCGCAGCUGAAGUUCGUACUGGGCCUCGAGGUGGCUGGAAUAAGUGGACCGCUCUCCAUCAUAUACACUCUGGAGAAAAUAUUUGUGCAAAUCGAAAAAACGAACAUCUGCGAUCUAGUCACUGCCAUUGUGGUCAUGGUGGUGGUGUUCAUCGUGAAGGACCUCAACGACAGAUACAAGUCCAAGCUUCCUGUGCCCAUUCCUAUAGAAGUCAUAAUGACUGUUAUAGCUUGUGGCAUCUCUUAUGCCGUCAACUUCCAGGAAAAGUUUGGAGUAGAAGUUGUGGGGAAAAUACCAAGCGGGUUUGAAGCGCCGAUGGCUCCAAACCUGAAAAUCUUCCAGAUGACUGUGAUGGAUGCGUUCCCAAUGGCCAUUGUGGGGUUUGCUGUGGCCUUCUCUGUUGCCAAAACCUAUGCUGUAAAACACGAUUACCUCAUUGAUGGAAACCAGGAACUCAUUGCGUUUGGGCUCAGUAACAUCUUUGGGGGCGCUUUCAAAUCGCUGGCGGCAAGCACGGCCCUCUCCAGGAGUGCAGUGCAGGAGAGCACAGGUGGCAAAACACAGAUUGCUGGCCUGCUCUCAGCCAUCAUAGUUAUGAUUGUCACGUUGGCAAUUGGGUUUCUGCUCGAGCCUCUUCAGAAGUCUGUUCUGGGAGCAGUGGUUAUCAUUAAUCUGAAAGGAAUGCUGAUGCAGGUUCGAGAGGUGCCUUACCUCUGGAAGAAAGAUCGCCCGGACUGUGUGGUGUGGGUGGGGACGUGCAUAGCGUCCAUCCUGCUGGGGCUGGACCUGGGGCUGGCCGUCGGCCUGGGCAUCGAGCUGCUCGUCGUCGUCUUCAGGACUCAGUUCCCGCGCUGCAGUGUCCUAGCCAACAUCAAGGGCACUGACAUUUACAGGGACCGCAAGGACUACACGAGUAUUUAUGAGCCAGAAGGAGUGAAGAUCUUUAGAAUUCCCUCUCCCAUAUUCUUUGCCAACAUUGAGUUCUUCAGAGGGAAGCUUGUGGAAGCGGUUGGUUUUAACCCUUUGAGAAUCUUGAGGAAGAGGAACAAAGCCCUCCGGACGAUCAAGAAACUUCUGAAGAAGGGAGAACUCAAAGUUACAGCUAAGGGACUACUGCCUAUUGGGUCCUCCCCUAUUGAUGAGUCGUGUGACGAACGCAACAUGGAGGAUCUGGACCGGCCCUCUGAUUACUCUGACCUGCCUGUGCAGGUCAACUGGAACUCCCAACUCCCUGGCAACAUCUCUGUACCCCAGGUGCCCAUCCACAGUCUCGUCCUGGAUUUCGCCGCCGUGUCCUUCCUGGACAUGUCUGCCAUGAAAGGCCUCAAAGCCGCCCUGAGAGAGUUUAUUCGGGUUGAUGUCAACAUCUACAUCGUGGCUUGCGACAUGUACGUGUAUGAGAAAUUGCAUGGCAUCGGGUUUUUUGACGACGAGGUCCAGACAUCCAUGUUCUACUUGACCUUGCACGACGCCAUGCUUCACAUUCUAGAGAGACACCCUGACACGACCAAAGUUGACAGUGUACAUGAUAAGGUGCCCACGGACCACACAUUUGACAACCUAAGCAACGGCAGAGGUAGCUUGCGCAGCCGUGAGCGGAGAGGAAGCCACAACAAAGAGGACAAUCCAGAGACCAAGUUUUAAGGCCGAGGGGAUCGUCCUGAGUGCAGCCAGCGGUCACUUCACGCGGCCCUGAGAAGAGAUGCAGAAGAGAUAGAGGGCAUUUAGACAGAGGAGUGGUAGAUACAUCUUUGCAAAGCCACAUAUUUGAAAGGAGUCAUAUUGUUAUAUUAUUUCAUACUGCUGAAUGGUUGCAUUGAGGUUAUGCAGAUGGGG